UGUGAACGCUCGCAUUUAGGAAAGGUUCUCUUGAGCACCGUAAGAACUGUUCUGCCUUCACGAGGUUCAAGUGCUUCGCCUGUAACCGGGGAAUGAAUGCGUUGGAUGGAUUCCAUAUUCAUUUUAAUAAAUAUCCAGCUUGCAGGCAGGCCAGGGAGAACAAGGAGAUUGUUUCUGAACUGAUGGCAAGAUCAAUAAAACCUGAUUUUCACGUUUGCCAUCUGUGCGGAGCUCAAUAUAAGGCGAAGGAAUCAAUAGAUAAACAUAUGCUCACGCAUUCAGAAGAUAUUCUAUACUUCACUUGUCCAGAGGUUGAAUGCGGGAAAAAGUUCCUGACGUCUAAGUCCCUGGAUAUGCAUGUAAAGAAUCAUCUCAUGCCUAUGGUUAUCUGUUCCAUCUGCGGCAAACAGGUUAAGCAGGGUUCCCUUUCUCUACAUAUGGUCCUGCACACUGGAAAGAAGGUUAACUGCCCAGUUUGUGGAAAGCUAUUUCAGCAUAAAGGUGUUCUGAACAAGCAUAUUCGAUCCUGUCACGUGGAGAAGAAGCUACGUGGUGAGAAUAGGAAGAAGAAAAGACUAACCAAGGAGAACGAAGUAGAGGGAAUGCAAAUACAGGUUGAGGUUGGUGACUUGGGGCAAAAUAAUGAAGGACUUGUUAAGGUCAGCUUACCACAGAUGGUAGACGGUAGUCUGGGUCGUCAGGUGGUUGGGCUGGUCAAUCAGGCUGGCCAGGUCAUGGGACAUGCUCUCUUAGAUACGCCCCAGAGUGUAGAAAUGACACAUCAGCAAGGUCAACAAGUUCUACAGGCCGGUCAAAUUCUUUUACCCAACCAAUUCCAGAGGUUUGUGGUUCCACCUAGCGGAGACAUGCCGCACUAUAUUCAAGUAUCUGGACAACCAGUUCAAAUCCUUCCUCAAGAGUAGUUUUAGAAAUCCGGGAAUCUGAAUCUGGAAGUGGUCGGAAUCUUAAAUAUUCAGUUGCUACCUCAUGAGACCAUUUUCUUCCAUUUCAGAUGCAUUCUUUUAAUGUGCAUAGAGAAAUAUAAGUUAAUCAAUCAAUCAAUACCUCAAGAAUUAAAGUGACUGUUUGCUGAGCAACGAACCUGUAAGCAGUCUUACAAAUCUACAUCAAAAGAUAUUAUUGAGACGAAAUCUGAACAAAAUCUCCAAUAUGUAGAGCGCCGAGAACUUUUUUGCUGGAUACUCUUAUAAUUGUUUGAUCUCGAUAUUUACUCUGGGCACUUAAUUUGAGGAUCAAUUAUUAAUAUCUUUCUUUUAGUUAUGCCUCCAGUGUGCGAUUCCCAUGCGGGAUAUCAAAUAAAGAUUCAAUUGACCUCUGCAGAUUAACAAACAAUUGAGAGAAAAUUGAGCUCGAUAUUCACAAUACAAGAGAUCCAUGCUAUGGACAACCCCAAAGACUGAACGAGAUAAUGAAAUACCAAAUAAUAUAAUGUAUAAGCAAAACAACUAGGUUUAAAAUCUCCAAGACUAAAAUUGUAAUUUCUGCCGUCUAUGUAUUUGUUAAUUAUAUUUAUAAUUGUAUCAAAUGGUCCUUAAGACCAACUGUGAUAAUGAUGAUGAUAGUCCUUUAAAAAAAAAACUUAUUCCAACUUUAGGCAAGAACCUUUUUUCUUUUGUCUAAGCUUGGAGGUCGUGACCAAAAAAUGGUUUUAAACAUUUUAAAAAAUGUGUAUUAUCUCUUUAAUUUUAAAGUUAACGUUAAGAUAUUGAGUUAACUGAGGGAGGGAA
Eurytemora carolleeae is the source of this 1748-nucleotide messenger RNA. RefSeq names its product zinc finger protein 569. Lineage: Eukaryota; Metazoa; Arthropoda; Copepoda; Calanoida; Temoridae. The transcript has 10 exons. Bases 93 to 923 code for a protein of 276 amino acids. Gene Ontology annotation, cellular component: nucleus. Gene Ontology annotation, molecular function: DNA-binding transcription factor activity, RNA polymerase II-specific; RNA polymerase II transcription regulatory region sequence-specific DNA binding. The record is from RefSeq and is a predicted model, not a curated record. Gene Ontology annotation, biological process: regulation of transcription by RNA polymerase II.